Budorcas taxicolor (takin) is the source of this 930-nucleotide messenger RNA. RefSeq names its product casein kinase 2 beta (gene CSNK2B). Lineage: Eukaryota; Metazoa; Chordata; Mammalia; Artiodactyla; Bovidae. Gene Ontology annotation, molecular function: protein kinase regulator activity. Bases 143 to 790 code for a protein of 215 amino acids. The transcript is spliced from 7 exons. The record is from RefSeq and is a predicted model, not a curated record. Gene Ontology annotation, cellular component: cytoplasm; protein kinase CK2 complex.
UCCACUCCCCCCACCCCACUUCGCCUGCCGCGGUCGGGUCCGCGGCCUGCGUUGUAGCCGUCGUCGCGGUCUUUGGAAGCAGAAACUCCCCUUCCCCUCCCCGUCCCCCGGUCCCAGUCCCCGUCCAGUCGCCGACGUGAAGAUGAGCAGCUCAGAGGAGGUGUCCUGGAUUUCCUGGUUCUGUGGGCUCCGUGGCAAUGAAUUUUUCUGUGAGGUGGAUGAAGACUAUAUCCAGGACAAAUUCAAUCUCACUGGACUCAAUGAACAGGUGCCUCACUAUCGACAAGCUUUAGACAUGAUCUUGGACCUGGAGCCUGAUGAGGAGCUGGAAGACAACCCCAACCAGAGUGACCUGAUUGAGCAAGCAGCCGAAAUGCUCUAUGGAUUGAUCCACGCCCGCUAUAUCCUCACCAACCGUGGCAUCGCCCAGAUGUUGGAAAAGUACCAGCAGGGAGACUUUGGAUACUGUCCCCGUGUGUACUGUGAGAACCAGCCAAUGCUUCCCAUCGGCCUUUCAGACAUCCCAGGUGAGGCCAUGGUGAAGCUCUACUGCCCCAAGUGCAUGGACGUGUACACACCCAAGUCAUCGAGGCACCACCACACGGAUGGCGCCUACUUCGGCACCGGUUUCCCUCACAUGCUCUUCAUGGUGCACCCCGAGUACCGGCCCAAGAGGCCCGCCAACCAGUUUGUGCCCAGGCUUUACGGUUUCAAGAUCCAUCCAAUGGCCUACCAGCUGCAGCUCCAAGCCGCCAGCAACUUCAAGAGCCCAGUGAAGACGAUUCGCUGAUUCCCCACCCCACCUGUCCCUCGGUCUUUGACACUUUCAUUCCUUUGCUGCCACAAUUUCAGGAACCCUCUAUGGUUUUUAGUUUAAAUUAAAGGAGUCAUUAUUGUGGUGGGAAUAUGAAAUAAAGUGGAAGAAAAGGC